Molecule: messenger RNA, 2863 nt
Organism: Drosophila simulans
Lineage: Eukaryota; Metazoa; Arthropoda; Insecta; Diptera; Drosophilidae
Gene: fax
Product: failed axon connections
Exons: 5
Coding region: 465-1721 (418 amino acids)
Cellular component (GO): cytoplasm
Source: RefSeq, a predicted model, not a curated record
GUUCGGCCGAUUGCAUUCGAGAAUACGUUCGCGCGCGGCAUCUGGCCACACUGCCUGCAACGCUAGCUCGCCUCCGCAACGCGAAUCCGCUCAUUUCAAAUUUUCAAACUCCCGAGAGCGGUUGCGGCGGUGUCGAGACAGCGGCUCCUGAAUCCAUCCGAAUCCGAAAGCGAAUCGCAUCCAGCCAAGAUAUCCUAUCGUGCAGCUGAAACCCGAAACCCGAAUCCGAGUUCGAAACGAAACGAAUCGCAGUGGUGGUUUCUCUCUCGCUCUCUAGCUCUCCCUCUCUCUCGCGUGUGUGUAUGUGUGCGAGUGGCAGGAAAAGUGCGAAGCCGAAAUCUUUUUAGCUGAAAGAAAGCGCAACUUCAAUUAGCGAAAAGCAAGAGUAGCUAACAAAAAGAAAAGCGGAUCGAAAAGUAAAGAAAAACAAAAAAACCAAAAGCAACCAACAGCAACAAAUCGAAAUGGCAAGCGAAGUGGCCCAAAUACCCGCCGAGGAAACGCCCGCAGUGGCGGCGGCGGAAAAAUCAGAGGAGCCGGAAAAGUCAGCGGCCCCGCCAGCGGACUCAGCGGCCGCUCCAGCUGCCGCUCCCGCAGUGGAGAAGGCUGAGGAUGCCGAUGGCGAGAAGAAGGACGGCGAGGCCGGAAAGCAGGACAAGCAGCAGGAUGGCGAGGAGCCCAAAAAGGACGAGGCGGUGGCAGCACCCGUGGCGGCCAAAUCGGAAGCCCCGCCCGCCCAGAAAUUCAAUGUGCACAAGACGAACUUCGAGAAGGACAUCAUCUAUCUGUACCAGUUCUCGCGCACCCCGCUGCUGCCCUCCCUGUCGCCCUACUGCUUGAAGGUGGAGACCUGGCUGCGUCUUGUGGGCCUGAAAUACGAGAAUGUUGAUCAUAAGAUGCGUUUCCGCUCCAAGAAGGGUCAGCUGCCGUUCAUCGAGCUGAACGGAGAGGAAAUCGCCGAUUCGGCCAUUAUCAUCAAGGAACUGUCGUCCAAAUACGAGAAGUACCUGGACUCGGGACUCACCGCCGAGCAGAGGAAUGUCUCUUACGCCACGAUUGCCAUGCUGGAGAACCAUCUCAUCUGGAUCAUCUUCUACUGGCGCGCCAAGUAUCCGGACAAUGUGCUCAAGGGCUACAAGGUCAACUUGCAGCACGCCCUCGGCCUGCGGCUGCCCAACUCGAUUCUGAACUUCUUCUUUAAGAUCACCUUUGGUCGCAAGUGGUUCCAGGGCACGAAGAAGCUGAAGGCGCACGGCAUCGGUGUCCACAGCGCCGAGGAGAUCGAGGAGUUCGGCAAGGACGACCUGAAGGUGCUCAGCGAGAUGCUCGACUGCAAGCCGUUCUUCUUCGGCGACGAGCCCACCACCCUGGAUGUGGUGGCCUUCGCUGUCCUCUCGCAGCUCCACUAUCUGUCCAAGGACAUUGCGUAUCCGCUGCGCGACUACAUGACCGAGAAGUGCCCCAACUUGAUUGGCCACGUUUCUCGCAUGAAGGACAAGUGCUUCCCCGACUGGGACGAGAUCUGCACGAAGCUGGACCUCAAUGCGCACAUUCCCAAGCCAGAGCCCGAGACCAAGGAAGGCAAGGAGGGUGGCGAGCAGGAGAAAUCAAACGAACAGGAGGGCACUGAGGGCGACAAGAUCGAGAAGGAAUUGGAGAAGGACAAGUCAAACGAGAAGGAGUCGACCGAGGAGAACAAAGAGAAGGAGGAAACAAAGUAAAUUCGCCGUUAGUUAUAUGCGUACAUAUAUCUAGUAUAUGUGUAUGAUCGAAGGAAACAAAAACACCCACAUACACACACAUUAUAUAUAUAUACAUAUGUAGUACGAUACUAUAUAGUAAGGCCCUAUAUAGCUAGGCGCUACGCUCUCAUAUAUAAGCAUUCAGACAUCAGAAAACCACUCGAAAAACAAAAAAAAAAACAUCAAGAACACCCAUUUACAAACCUAGGACAACUGUAAAGCAAAAGCAGGCAAAAACCAUCAGCAAGAGAACGAUCCACUAAGUAAUGAGAAAAAAACAAAAAGCAUAUACAAUAACGUAACGUAAAACUUUGGACAUCUUUUUUUAUAUAUUUACAUGACGACGUUUGUAUUACAAGAACAAGAAACAAAAAGCAAAAAAAAAAGUGAAGAAAACGUAAAAAAAAACCGUAAAAACCAUUUAGUAUAAAAUUAUAAAAGUUUAUACGUAUAAAUAUUAAGACGAUGAAUGAAAGCGAUGAGAGCGGGGGGAGAAAUUAUAAAAAAUUAGUUAAAGAACUCGAAUAAAACAAAGAACAAGUGAGCAAAACGUGAGUAAAAAGAGUGAAGCCAGAUAGGAAGAAAAGUUAGGGAGGUGUAGAACAGCAUUCAAUACGCAUUAAUCAUUAGUUUUCAUUCAAAAGCGAUCUAUAUAAUACACUCAUCGACACUCACACUCACUCUCACACACACUCAACAAAACACAACACAACACACUCUACACACUUAUAGCAUAUGCAGCAACAAUUGCAACUCGAUGGUAUUGUUUACUCUUCCAAAAUUGAUUAAGCUUAAAGUAACGAAAGUAACGAAAGGAACCGCUACCAGUACGAUAGGAAGAUAUGAUAUGGCGCAUAGUGAUGGUUAGUAGGGAUGGCAUGCAAUGGGGAUGAGAAUGCAAAUGCGAAUGCGAAUGGUAUAGGAAUGAUAUAACGGAAUGACGGCAAUUAAGUUUAUUUUUUAUAUAUAUAUGAUUGCAAAUAGUAAUUUUGAUUCUCGUGUGCAAAUAAUUAAACAAAAUGGAUAAAAUUUAUUACUUAUAAUUAUAUACAUAAACAUUAUAUACGCCCAUUAUGCAUAAAGAUGUGUAUAAAAAAAAAACAAAGAAAAACAAAACAAAA